GCGUCUGGUUCCAUUUGAUACGAGUAGUUAACAAAAAUCAAGGAGACCCCAUUCUUCCUUCCUCUUUCCUCUUUCCUCACCCCUCACCAUUAACACCACCGAUCUUCACCCAACAAAAUAGCCAAACGUUAAACUGGUUUUGUCCCUAAUCUUUCCUUCUUUUCCUUUGUGAUCAAUCCCGGUUUUGAAGGCCAGCAACAAAGAUUAAGUUUUUGUGUUGGGAGAGUAAUUACUAUCUAGCAUUGCAGGGCAAGAAUGAGCACCAAGGUUAAGGGCCUCUUCAAAGGCCUACGCUACAUUUCCCAAAUCUUCGAUGAGCAGAAAGAACCAGAGAUGCAGAUUGGCCAUCCUACCGACGUGAAGCAUGUCUCCCACGUAGGAUGUGACCGCCCCUCCGUUGAUUCACCCAGCUGGAUGACCGGGUUCAAACCCCCACAUGAACAAGGAGCUCAACCCGCAUCGUCGUCGUCCGCCAAUGGGAAUCGCUGUGAGAAUCCAGAAACCAAAGGCGUCUCCCAAGAUUCAAAUUCAACUCGAAAGUGUCCAAGAUCACAUAGUCGUCCGGCAAAGGAGUAUUCGGAGGUGCCUGAAUCAUCAGCUAGACACCAUUCCCACGCCGAUGAUUCUUCUACAGCAGAAUGUUCAACCCGAGAGCCAUCCGACAAACCAAAGCAACACAGAAAAAACCCUAAUCGGAAACCCAAGAAUCCGACCCUCAAGUCGGCAGACUGCUCGUCUCAAGACCCCUCAAACGUCCCUAAGAAAUCUCAACGGAAGAAGCCCAAAGAGUUGUCCGGCGAGGGUCCGAAAAGACCAUCCAAGCCAGGAGCCAACGCUUCGACCUGCACAUAAAUCUCCAAGUCCGGAUCCUGGAACCGACGCUGAACCCGAACCUAGAUCCAUCAGCGGUUCCCUUAAUCCAACUUCCAUGGGUUAAAUUGAAAUUGAUAAGCCUCCUAUCCUAAUCUUCCGAGGAAAUGCAUAAAUUACCGAUAGAGCUCCGGAAAUUUUGUCAUGUAAUUGAGCCUCGACCCAUUAUAUCUUAAAUUGUAAAAAUCUUGGCAAAUUGGGCCCGCCACUAACAUAUAUCACGAUGCAAUUUGUGUGCAUUUAUCAUAGUUGCACGUGCGAGAAACCCGCAUUCCACGCGUUUGCUCGCUCUCGUCACGUGAAGACAGACAGUAUUUGACUUCAUGAGAAAUAAUUUAUAUUAGAAUUAACAAUAUGUGACAAAAUAGAAUUAUAAAUUUUAUAUGUUUAUAUACAACUUAUUAAUUUUAGUAAAUAAUUCUAAAAUUACUGAGUGAAACGCGCUCCUUAGUUCCCCUUGAUUCUUUCUAUUUAGAUUCAGCGAGAAUAUUUUAUUAACUUUUUUUUUUUACUUUUACAAAAUAAAUAUAAUCGAAU
Diospyros lotus (date-plum) is the source of this 1407-nucleotide messenger RNA. RefSeq names its product CRIB domain-containing protein RIC1-like. The transcript has 4 exons. The record is from RefSeq and is a predicted model, not a curated record. The coding region runs from base 256 to 852 and encodes 198 amino acids. NCBI's taxonomy places the organism in Eukaryota, Viridiplantae, Streptophyta, Magnoliopsida, Ericales, Ebenaceae.